AUUAAUGACAACCGAUUAAUUAAGUUCUAAUAAGAAAACGUGGGCUGAAUUAGCAGAAGAAGAGGAUGAUGAAAUUGAAAAUGGUUAAUUCACAACUAAUUCCGAAACUCUAGACAAAAAUGAUAUCCCUUAUUAACCUAGUUUGACAAAAUCUAUAUCAGAAUUUCAAACAAAGCCAAGAAAUGAAAAAUAAAAAAAUUCUAAAUAGAAAGACAAUGGUAGUAAUGGUCUAAAAGAUUAUAAACAUAAUAAUUCAAAUUAAGUUAAAGGAAACAAUAAACAAAAUAGAUAAUCAAAAAGUAUUAAAUUCUAAUAAUGUAAGGUAAUUAUGAUGAAGUUUAUAAUGCUUUGUUUGAAACAACAAAUUAAGAAAUCAUAUUAAAAGUUAAAUCUUAAAACAAAAAUGAAAACUUGGAGGCUGUUAAAGAAUAUUUUGAAAAACAAUAUUAGAAUAUUAAGGCAUUUCCAAGAAACGAUAUUAAUUAGGUUGAUCUAUUGACAUCCCCCAAAAUUGGGUUGUAUAUAUUGGAGGAUCUUAGAUUUAAAGUAUGAUUCAUUAUAAAUUAAGAUCCAAAUUGGUGAUUCUAAUUUUAAAAUUUACUAUCCUUAAAUUCCAAAUGAAUAAAUUUCAGAGUAUUAUACAAAGAAAAGGUAUUUAGAAAAGGAAAAGAAAAAUUUAUAAUCUGCUCCUCUUUUUUAAAGAAGUACUAUUAAUUCUAAAGUAAAUGAUUAAUAAGAUAACUAUGAAUAAUCUGAUGGAAGUAGUAGAUAAGAUAAUAGCAAUUUUGAAAAAUCUUAAAAUGAUUAACCUUAAAUUUACAAAGAGAAAGACUACUUAUAAGAUUAAGAAUAAGAAUAAAAUGAAUCUUAAUAUAGAUCAAAAUAUGAUAAGAAAGAUUUUAAUAAAUAAACAAAUUAUAAAUCUAGAAAAUAUAAUAAUAAAUAUAAUGAAUAAUAUGAUUAUGAAUAAGGUUUUAAAGAAUAUAAAGAUGAAAAAUAAUCUAAUUAUAAAUCUCAUAAAUUUAGAAAUGAAUAACAUCAGCCUAAAGAAAGUUAUUAAAAUUAAGAUUAUGAAUACACUGAAAAGGUUACUUUUGAUAAAAAUUAAUCUCCUUUUGAAGAAAAAGAUUAAAAUAAGGAUUAUAGAAAUAAUUAAUAUGAUUAUAAAAACAAUAAUAAUAACAAUAAUCACUUUAAUUCAAAAAGAUCUUAUUAAACAAAUAAUAAAUAAAAGAAUGAUUAAUAUGUAAUUUAUGAGGAGAAAUCAAAAUAAAAUUAUUAUGAAACACCUAAUAAUUCCAUAAGAAUUUAAGAUAAUUUAUAAAAUGUAGUUUAAAAUACUGAAAACAAAAAUUAAAUUACUUAAUAAAUAACUUUGAAUGAAGAAAAGAAUGACGAUAUGUAAAUAGAUAGUGAAAAUGAAUAAGAUCAAGAAUAAAUUGAAGAAAAUAAAUCUCCAAGCAAAAAUAAAAAGAAGAAAAAAAAUAAAAAAAAUUUAAAAGUAAUAUUUGUUAUAUAUAUUAGACCUCAAAACCAAAUGACACUAAUUUUUUUGGAAUAUUAUAGAGUGGAACAAAAUGACAGAUUAGAAUCAAUAUUAUAAAUUUAUUCUCAG
Paramecium primaurelia is the source of this 1615-nucleotide messenger RNA. The record is from the annotation of a GenBank genome assembly. Lineage: Eukaryota; Ciliophora; Oligohymenophorea; Peniculida; Parameciidae.